Galeopterus variegatus (Sunda flying lemur) is the source of this 1237-nucleotide messenger RNA. It is a transcript of the gene HMOX2, whose product is annotated as heme oxygenase (decycling) 2. NCBI's taxonomy places the organism in Eukaryota, Metazoa, Chordata, Mammalia, Dermoptera, Cynocephalidae. Bases 137 to 1090 code for a protein of 317 amino acids. The record is from RefSeq and is a predicted model, not a curated record. Gene Ontology annotation, biological process: response to oxidative stress; heme oxidation; heme catabolic process. The transcript is spliced from 6 exons. Gene Ontology annotation, molecular function: heme oxygenase (decyclizing) activity; heme binding.
UCCCGCCCGCUCCGCUGCGGUAGCGGUUCCUGGGGGAGUUGCUGACUGGCACGUUGAUCGCAGACUGACGGCCGCAGCGGGCGGACCCGCGGCAGGACCAGAGGAGUGAGAGCAGCAAGAACCACACUCAGCCACAAUGUCAGCAGAUGUGGAGACCUCAGAGGGGGUAGAUGAUUCAGAGGAGAAAAAGAACUCCAGUGCCUCAGAAAAGGAAAACUACACCAGAAUGGCUGACCUCUCUGAACUCCUGAAGGAAGGGACCAAGGAAGCACAUGACCAAGCAGAAAACACCCAGUUUGUCAAGGACUUCUUGAAAGGCAACAUUAAGAAGGAGAUAUUUAAGCUGGCCACCACGGCACUCUACUUCACAUACUCGGCCCUUGAGGAGGAGAUGGACCACAACAAGGACCACCCAGCCUUCACCCCCUUGUACUUCCCCACAGAACUACACCGCAAGGAGGCGCUGACCAAGGAUAUGGAGUAUUUCUUUGGUGAAAACUGGGAGGAGCAGGUGCAGUGCUCUGAGGCCACCCAAAAGUACGUGGAUCGGAUUCACUACAUAGGGCAGAACAAGCCAGAGCUGCUGGUGGCCCAUGCAUACACUCGAUACAUGGGGGACCUCUCGGGGGGCCAGGUGCUGAAGAAGGUGGCCCAGCGAGCACUGAAACUCCCCAGCACAGGGGAAGGGACCCAGUUCUACCUAUUUGAGAAUGUGGACAAUGCCCAGCAGUUCAAGCAGUUCUACCGGGCCAGGAUGAACGCCCUGGACCUGAACCUCAAGACCAAAGAGCAGAUUGUGGAGGAGGCCAACAAGGCCUUCGAGUACAACAUGCAGAUAUUCAAUGAACUGGACCGGGCUGGCUCUGCACUGGCCAGAGAAACGCUGGAUGUUGGGCUGCCUGUGCACGACGGGAAAGGAGAUGUGCGUAAAUGCCCCUUCUACGCUGCUGCACAGGACAAAGGUGCCCUGGUGGGCAGCAACUGUCCCUUCCGAACACCAAUGGCUGUGCUGAGGAAGCCCAGCCUCCAGUUCAUUCUGGCUGCCAGCGUGGCCCUGGCUGCAGGACUCUUGGCCUGGUACUACAUGUGAAGCACCCAUCCCACCAUGCUGGCGCCCUCUUCCCGAAUGACCACUAGCCCACCCCCAUCUCCACCCCCGACUGAACUACCACCUCAGGUGACAUUUUUUUUAAUGCUGGGUUUGAGAAAAAGCAACCAAUAAAAGCCAGACACUAGA